AUGGAGGCGAGCGCGGGGCUGGUGGCCGGGUCGCACAACCGGAACGAGCUGGUGGUGAUCCGGAGGGAGGGGGGAGGGAGGAGGGGGGGAGGGGCGGCGGAGGCGAGGGGAGCUGCGUGCCAGAUAUGCGGGGACGACGUCGGGGAAGGCCCCGACGGGGAGCCCUUCGUGGCGUGCAACGAGUGCGCCUUCCCCGUCUGCCGGAGCUGCUACGACUACGAGCGCCGGGAGGGGUCGCAGGCGUGCCCCCAGUGCAAGACCCGCUUCAAGCGCCUCAAGGGGUGCCCGCGGGUGGCCGGAGACGAGGAGGAGGACGGCGUGGACGACCUUGAGGGGGAGUUCGGGCUCCAGGGGGACGGCCGCGAGGACGACCCGCAGUACAUCGCCGAGUCCAUGUUGCGGGCGAGCAUGAGCUACGGCCGCGGCGGCGACCCGCAGCCGUUCCAGCCCAUCCCCAAUGUGCCACUCCUCACCAACGGCCAGAUGGUUGACGACAUCCCGCCGGAGCAGCACGCGCUGGUGCCGUCCUACAUGGGUGGCGGCGGGAAGAGGAUCCAUCCGCUCCCCUUCGCAGAUCCGACCGUUCCUGUGCAACCGAGAUCGAUGGACCCGUCCAAGGAUCUCGCCGCCUACGGGUACGGGAGUGUGGCAUGGAAGGAGAGGAUGGAGGGCUGGAAGCAGAAGCAGGAGCGGCUACAGCAGCUCAGGAGUGAGGGCGGCGGUGAUUGGGAUGUCGACGGUGAUGCAGAUCUACCACUAAUGGAUGAAGCUCGGCAGCCACUGUCCAGAAAGGUUCCAAUUUCUUCAAGCCGAAUUAAUCCUUAUAGGAUGAUUAUAAUUAUUCGGUUGGUUGUUCUGGGGUUCUUCUUCCACUACCGAGUGAUGCAUCCUGUGAACGAUGCGUUUGCUUUGUGGCUCAUCUCUGUAAUAUGUGAAAUCUGGUUUGCCAUGUCUUGGAUUCUUGAUCAAUUCCCAAAGUGGCUUCCAAUUGAGAGGGAGACGUACCUGGACCGUUUGUCACUAAGGUUUGACAAGGAAGGUCAGCCUUCCCAGCUUGCUCCAGUUGACUUCUUUGUCAGUACAGUCGAUCCAUCGAAGGAACCUCCAUUAGUCACAGCAAACACUGUCCUUUCCAUCCUUUCUGUGGAUUACCCAGUUGACAAGGUUUCCUGCUAUGUUUCUGAUGAUGGUGCCGCAAUGCUCACAUUUGAAGCACUGUCAGAAACAUCUGAAUUUGCAAAGAAAUGGGUCCCUUUCUGCAAAAAGUUCAAUAUCGAGCCUCGUGCCCCAGAGUGGUACUUCCAGCAGAAGAUUGACUACCUGAAAGAUAAGGUAGCGGCGUCUUUUGUUAGGGAGAGGAGAGCAAUGAAGAGAGAUUAUGAGGAAUUCAAGGUAAGGAUCAAUGCCUUGGUUGCCAAAGCCCAAAAGGUUCCUGAGGAAGGAUGGACAAUGCAGGAUGGGAGCCCUUGGCCUGGAAACAAUGUGCGCGAUCAUCCUGGAAUGAUUCAGGUCUUCCUUGGCCAAAGUGGUGGCCGUGAUGUGGAAGGAAACGAGCUCCCUCGCUUGGUGUAUGUCUCAAGAGAAAAGAGGCCAGGCUAUAAUCAUCAUAAGAAGGCUGGUGCUAUGAAUGCAUUGGUCCGUGUCUCUGCUGUUCUUACGAAUGCACCAUACCUAUUGAACUUGGAUUGUGAUCACUACAUCAACAAUAGCAAGGCCAUAAGGGAAGCAAUGUGUUUCAUGAUGGAUCCUUUGGUGGGGAAGAAAGUUUGCUAUGUUCAGUUUCCUCAGAGAUUUGAUGGUAUUGACCGGCACGAUCGAUAUGCUAACCGGAACGUUGUCUUCUUUGAUAUCAACAUGAAAGGUCUGGAUGGAAUUCAAGGCCCCAUCUAUGUUGGUACUGGAUGCGUCUUCAGACGGCAAGCUCUCUAUGGUUAUGAUGCUCCAAAAACAAAGAAGCCUCCAUCCAGAACUUGCAAUUGCUGGCCCAAAUGGUGCUGCUGCUGCUGUUGUGGUAACAAGCACAAAAAGAAGACAACAAAAUCUAAGCCAGAGAAAAAGAAAAGAUUAUUCUUCAAGAAAGCAGAAAAUCAGUCUCCUGCAUAUGCCCUUGGUGAAAUUGAGGAAGGUGCUCCAGGAGCUGAGACUGACAAAGCUGGAAUUGUGAAUCAACAGAAGCUAGAAAAGAAAUUUGGGCAGUCUUCUGUUUUUGUUGCAUCAACGCUGCUUGAAAAUGGUGGAACCCUGAAGAGCGCAAGUCCAGCUUCUCUACUGAAGGAAGCUAUACAUGUUAUUAGCUGUGGUUAUGAAGACAAGACAGACUGGGGGAAGGAGAUUGGCUGGAUCUAUGGUUCAAUUACAGAAGAUAUUCUGACUGGGUUUAAGAUGCACUGCCAUGGUUGGCGGUCUAUUUACUGCAUUCCAAAGCGGCCAGCAUUCAAAGGUUCUGCACCUCUUAACCUUUCUGAUCGUCUUCACCAGGUCCUUCGUUGGGCUCUUGGAUCUGUUGAAAUUUUCUUCAGCAAACAUUGCCCACUGUGGUAUGGGUAUGGUGGUGGCCUAAAAUUUUUGGAGAGAUUUUCUUAUAUUAACUCUAUCGUAUAUCCCUGGACAUCCAUUCCACUUUUGGCUUAUUGUACCCUGCCUGCCAUAUGCUUGCUCACUGGGAAAUUUAUCACUCCAGAGCUUAGCAAUGUUGCCAGUCUAUGGUUCAUGUCACUUUUCAUCUGUAUUUUUGUCACUGGCAUCCUUGAAAUGAGAUGGAGUGGUGUGGCCAUCGAUGAUUGGUGGAGAAAUGAGCAGUUCUGGGUCAUUGGAGGCGUUUCCUCACAUCUCUUUGCUGUAUUCCAAGGACUUUUGAAAGUCCUUGCUGGUGUUGAUACCAGCUUCACUGUGACAUCAAAGGCUGGAGAUGAUGAAGAGUUCUCGGAGCUAUACACGUUCAAAUGGACCACAUUGCUGAUACCUCCAACUACACUGCUACUGUUGAACUUCAUUGGGGUUGUAGCUGGAGUUUCUAAUGCGAUCAACAAUGGAUAUGAGUCAUGGGGACCUCUCUUUGGGAAGCUCUUCUUUGCAUUCUGGGUGAUUGUCCAUCUAUAUCCGUUCCUCAAAGGAUUGGUUGGAAGGCAAAACAGGACACCAACAAUUGUCAUCGUCUGGUCCAUUCUACUGGCUUCAAUCUUCUCGCUUCUGUGGGUCCGGAUCGAUCCUUUCCUUGCAAAGAAUGAUGGCCCUCUUUUGGAGGAAUGUGGUCUGGAUUGUAACUGAGCAGCCAACACUCAAUAUAUGCGGCUAUACAAGCUUGAAGAAAUUCUUUUGCUGGCGGCGAAUCUUGCCCAAGUUUUCAAAUUCUUUCCUGUAGAUAGAAAUACAGAUCUCCGGCAUUUCUUUUGGUCCACAGUGGUAGGGCAGCUUCAUCUGUGUGUAUUAGGGCAAAUCAGAAGCUAUGUCAUUCCUGUGCAGCUAUACCAGAGAAGUCAAUUUACUCCUGUGGCUGAUCCCAGGAUUCUUUAUUUAUUUGGAGAAGCUACUUUCAUCGCUGAGCUUAAAUUGGUGAGAAGCUGCACCAUGUGUAAGUUACAAGGCGUUGCCUGCCAAGGAAGAUGCCAAUUGUUUAUUUAGUAAAUUAAAUUGAAUUAUAUCAUGAACAUUCCCGGAGUUCAUUUGUUCCACUCAUACCAUACCAAACAGCUGUUGUCUGGUACAUUAGCAUGAACAGAUUUGUAGGUGUUUUAGCAAAUGUACUUUGUUGGAUUCAUGGGCCAUUUUGCGUAAGCCGUGGUGGGGCACUCUGUGUUUGUUUUUUGUAACCAUACAACAUACAGAUAAAAAACGCUCGUUCACAUUUACAAA
This is a messenger RNA of Oryza brachyantha (malo sina), 3852 nucleotides long. Its product is annotated as probable cellulose synthase A catalytic subunit 6 [UDP-forming]. NCBI's taxonomy places the organism in Eukaryota, Viridiplantae, Streptophyta, Magnoliopsida, Poales, Poaceae. Gene Ontology annotation, biological process: plant-type primary cell wall biogenesis; cellulose biosynthetic process. Gene Ontology annotation, molecular function: cellulose synthase (UDP-forming) activity. The coding region runs from base 1 to 3267 and encodes 1088 amino acids. Gene Ontology annotation, cellular component: plasma membrane; trans-Golgi network. The record is from RefSeq and is a predicted model, not a curated record. The transcript is spliced from 13 exons.